CAAACUGUUGGCGAUGCUGUCAGUACAUAUGGCUAACGCUGCGGUGCAGUACUUGCUCACAGAAUAAAGAGAUGUGGCAGCUCUAUGACAGCGUUAUGCUUUGCCAGGAGAAGUUUCAGGGGAAUGCAUAGCCACCACUUUACGGAAAAUUAAAAUACACGGAGUCUUUUGGGGGCCAUGCGUUUUCGCCGACAGUUGGCAGGCAGGUAUUUUCCUACAGCCAGGCGUCGCGCUGGGAAAGCAUCAUUUCACUUGGCACAGCCGCUGGCUGCUUAUUUAGCAUGGAUGCUAGCUAACUAGACGCACGUUUGUGUUUGUGAGCAGGCACAACAACAACAGGCAGCGUUAGAGGGCUUUUCUAUCUCAUGAAUUGUGAUUGCCCGUCUCAUGGGAGUAGACAGACGUCCCUCCAUAAGUGAAAACCUGCAGACAGAAACUCUGAAGUGAUUGGGAGGUGUUAGCUGACAUUUCCUUAACAAAAGCGGCACAGCUUGAUAUAUCCUUUUCAACUCGGCAUUAAUGUGGCGUAUUUGAAAUGCUGCAUCCUUAAUCCUGCGUUUUGGCUUGCAGACACGUAAAGAAACUUUGGCCAUAGCCUGUGAGGUGUGAAGGAUGUGGACCAGCUGCUCUGACAGAGGAUCUACCCAGGACUGUGUCUCCUCACCUGCCGUGUGUGGUUGUGGUCGGAGCAGAGCUGUGGACCCAGGCCGCCCUCACACCUCCCUGCUCUCCUCACUAUGGGACUCCCAAGAUGCUCCUCUGUCCGACUGAGGACUGAACCGAGCCUCCACUGUACUCUACUGUAAACCUUUCAUGUGUGAGAGGCUGUUUGGACCAGCAGUGACCAGUCAUGACAAGGCACAUAUGCUGUCUGCUACCUCUUUAGUCAGAGGAAGUUUUUUUGAUGUGAACCCAGACAGAAGUGUUGAACAUCCUCAUGUGCAAAAUGUGUUAAAAUGCUGGUUCACAGGUGUUCUCACCACUAGGACCCUACGCCAGUACAUGAGCAGUAGAUGGACAUCUAUGGGACCUCAUCUUAGCUUCUUGUGGAUUAUUGAACGUAAUGUCAUCUGGGACAGACACCUGCACCACAUCAGUCCACUGUGCUCAUAUUUAGUCAGAGGAAUCAGUCUUUUAAUACUUUUGCUUGGAUAUCCACUCAGGGGCCCGCUGGUGGUCCCUGGAGUCAACUUUGAGAGCCACUAGUUUACAUUGUCUCCUCAGAGAAUUUAGACAAAAACGAAGUUUACCAAAAAUGUUCCUGUUUCUAUAACAAGAGAGAACUCUCUGGCCAUGCAUUAAAGACCCAACAGGAAGCCGACACAGUCACAGAGCCAUGCCUAUCAGCAAAAAAGACACAGCUCGAGCUUUGGGGCUUCUGGAGGAAUACUGCACUAAACUGAAGAAGCCUGAGGAGCAGCAGCUCAAGACUGCCAUCCACAGAGUGAUGGGGAUUUUCAAAACCAACCUGUUUGAAGCUCUUCUCGAUAUCCAGGAGUUCUAUGAAGUAACACUGUUAAACACACAGAAGAGCUGUGAGCAAAAGCUGGAGGAGGUCAACCACAUGGCAGACAAGUGGGAAAAGAGUGUUUCUGUACAGAACUCUGCCUGUCCAGUGGAGGAGCAGAGGGAGCAGAGCAGCUCAGAACCCAGUGGGGGAGAACAAAGAAAGAGCUUCAGCACCUCCGAGAACAGGCCACCAGCAGUACAGGGGUCGUCCCACAACGGCCAGACCCCACCCUGCAUGAACCCUGCCUUGAUGAACGCUCCCUGGCAGUACCACUACCAAGAAGAUGACUCACCGCAUCUUGACCAGGGAUUCCCGCGGCUCACAAACAAGGUGCGCGCUCCUGAGCUGGUGCACGUGUCUGAGAAGAACCUGUCCGAGAUCGAGAAUGUGCACGGCUACGUGUCCCAUUCCCACAUCUCUCCUCUCAAGCCUGCACUGGUUACCCGUUUUGAUCUUGCAUACCCGGGUGUGACCACAGCAAACUACAUGGCCAGUCCUGCUCCAAUAAUCGUCAACACAGACACUUUGGAGUCAGUUCCUUACGUCAAUGGCACAGAAAUUGAAUAUGAGUUUGAGGAAAUCACACUAGAGCGGGGUAACUCAGGUUUGGGCUUUAGCAUUGCUGGAGGGACAGACAAUCCACACAUUGGUGACGACCCUGGCAUCUUCAUCACCAAGAUCAUCCCUGGAGGAGCUGCAUCAGAGGAUGGACGUCUAAGGGUAAAUGACUGCAUCCUGCGCGUAAAUGAUUCAGACGUGUCUGAAGUCUCUCACAGUAAGGCCGUAGAAGCCCUGAAGGUUGCAGGUUCUAUUGUCCGUUUAUACGUGCGGCGCCGGAGGCCAAUGCUAGAGACCAUCAUUGAGAUUAAACUCAUAAAAGGACCAAAAGGACUUGGCUUCAGUAUUGCAGGUGGAGUUGGAAACCAGCACAUCCCUGGUGACAACAGCAUAUAUGUUACCAAAAUUAUUGAUGGCGGAGCAGCACAGAAGGAUGGCCAGCUACAAGUUGGAGACAGAUUAUUAAUGGUAAACAACUACAGUCUGGAGGAAGUUUCUCAUGAAGAGGCUGUGGCCAUUUUGAAGAACACGUUGGACAUAGUCUACUUAAAAGUGGGAAAGCCAUCCAGUGUCUACCUAUCAGAUCCCUAUGGGCCUCCUGAUAUCACACACUCUUUCUCUCCUGCCAUGGAAAAUCAUAUCUCUUCCCCUAUCAACAGUGGCAAUCUGGAGUACAAGUCGAGUCUACCCCCUAUCUCCCCCGGGAGUUAUUCCCCCCUCCCUAAGCACUUACUGGGGGAAGAAGAUAUAAACAGGUUGGAUGGUUUUUCCUUCCUACGAAAUCCCUCACUAGAUGAUGGGGAGGGACACAGGUUUGAUUCCCAGCACUUCCAGUUGAGGCCUCCUGAGCCAGUUUACAGCACUGUGAACAAACUAUGUGAAAAAGUGCCCUCCCCCCGACACUAUUCCCCUGUGGAGUUUGACAAAAGCCUCCUCCACUCUGUCCCCCUCCCUAGCUAUCACUUAAGCCUGUUUCCCGACUUGGACUUCACCAGGGAACCCAGGAAGGUCGUGCUCCACAAGGGUUCCACAGGCCUGGGCUUCAACAUCGUUGGGGGAGAAGAUGGUGAGGGCAUUUUUGUCUCCUUCAUCCUGGCAGGAGGCCCCGCUGACCUGAGCGGAGAACUGCGGCGUGGUGACCAGAUCUUAUCGGUUAAUGGCAUUGACCUACGAGGAGCUACGCAUGAACAAGCAGCAGCAGCACUGAAAGGAGCAGGACAGGUGGUCACCAUCUUUGCUCAGUACAGACCAGAAGAAUACGAGCGAUUUGAGGCUAAAAUCCAUGACCUGCGUGAACAGAUGAUGAACCAUAGCAUGAGCUCUGGAUCGGGAUCCCUCCGAACCAAUCAGAAGAGAUCGCUCUAUGUGAGGGUACUGUUUGACUAUGAGAAGUCAAAAGACAGCGGCCUCCCCAGUCAAGGGCUCAGCUUCAGGUAUGGGGACAUACUCCACGUCAUCAAUGCCUCAGAUGAUGAAUGGUGGCAGGCCCGCCGUGUUACUCCACAUGGAGACAGCGAGGAAAUUGGUGUCAUCCCAAGCAAGAGACGGGUGGAGAGAAAAGAGCGGGCGCGUCUAAAGACUGUGAAAUUCAAUGCCAAGCCAGGGUCAUUUGAUUCAAAAGGGUCAUUCACUGACAAACGUAAAAAGAAUUUCAUCUUUACACGAAAGUUCCCAUUCUACAAGAACAAAGAUGGUGAACAGGAUGGCAGUGAUUCAGACCGGAGUCAAGAUGAUGUGAUUCUCUCUUAUGAACCUGUGAUCCGGCAAGAAAUUAAUUAUGCCAGACCUGUGAUAAUUCUCGGACCGAUGAAGGACAGAAUCAACGAUGAUCUGAUAUCAGAGUUCCCAGAGAAGUUUGGGUCAUGUGUGCCACAUACCACUCGGCCAAAGAGGGACUACGAGAUGGACGGGCGAGACUAUCACUUUGUGAUGUCCAGAGAGCAAAUGGAGAAGGACAUCCAAGAGCACAAGUUCAUUGAGGCGGGACAGUACAAUGAUAAUCUGUAUGGAACAAGUGUCCAGUCUGUGAAAUAUGUGGCUGAGAGGGGUAAACAUUGCAUUCUGGAUGUAUCUGGAAAUGCCAUCAAAAGACUACAAGUAGCACAACUCUAUCCCAUUGCCAUCUUCAUAAAACCGAAGUCUAUUGAUUCACUAAUGGACAUGAAUAAGAGACUGACAGAGGACCAAGCCAGGAAGACAUUUGACAGGGCUAUGAAGCUGGAGCAAGAGUUUGGUGAAUCUUUCACAGCGUUGGUUCAAGGAGACACCUUAGAGGACAUUUAUAACCACUGCAAACAGGUCAUAGAGGAACAUUCAGGACCCUAUAUCUGGAUCCCCUCGAAGGAGAAACUAUAAUAACUCAUCACCCUGCAAGGGAGUCUGGACUGCUAGGAACUAGUAAUAAGCUGUAUCAUAUGGUAACUGUGUGGCGAUAAAUAGUCUUCAUAAAUACUUAUUGUGAAUAUGUUUUUUUUUUAAAUAUUAUUAUUAUUUUCUCUUUGUUUGGUUAUUGCUUCUUUUUUCACUCAACAUGAAUGUUCCUGAAUGUAAACCACAUAAUGUUAGAAAAUUUUAGGUCUUUAAUCAUGAACCGUUUGUAUAUUUGUUGAUUUUUUUUUUAAUUAUUUAAACAAAAUGGAAAGGAAAUGUAAUGAAAAUGAAAUAAAAUUGGGGGUAUGUGUCCA
Acanthochromis polyacanthus (spiny chromis) is the source of this 4752-nucleotide messenger RNA. RefSeq names its product discs, large homolog 2 (Drosophila) (gene dlg2). The transcript has 28 exons. Gene Ontology annotation, cellular component: postsynaptic density membrane; neuron projection; neuromuscular junction. Gene Ontology annotation, molecular function: kinase binding. NCBI's taxonomy places the organism in Eukaryota, Metazoa, Chordata, Actinopteri, Pomacentridae. Gene Ontology annotation, biological process: chemical synaptic transmission. The record is from RefSeq and is a predicted model, not a curated record. Bases 1337 to 4423 code for a protein of 1028 amino acids.